Spizellomyces punctatus DAOM BR117 is the source of this 492-nucleotide messenger RNA. RefSeq lists its product as uncharacterized. Gene Ontology annotation, molecular function: calcium ion binding. The record is from RefSeq and is a predicted model, not a curated record. Bases 1 to 492 code for a protein of 163 amino acids. The transcript has a single exon. Lineage: Eukaryota; Fungi; Chytridiomycota; Chytridiomycetes; Spizellomycetales; Spizellomycetaceae.
AUGUCAACGCAAGCCUACUCGUCACCUUCCAAAGUCUCAUCAUGUAGCCACGUACAUCGACUCUUUGUUCUCCUGCUCCUCAUAGUGUCAAUCAUUCUCGUCACGGUCCCGCCCGCACAUGCAAAGAAUCCAAUCAACUACAAGUCGGAGCAUUCCAACUAUGGCGACUUUCACAAAUAUGCUCAAUCAGCCCGCGAGCACCUCGUAACUCAGGACCUCUCUCAGGAACCUUUACCGAAAAGCACAGAAGAAGAAGACCUCUACUACUUCUUUUCCUUACACGAUUACAAUGAGGAUUCUCACCUUGAUGGCAAUGAGCUCAUGGCCGCCUUCACUCAGGCGGGUGAGAUGCCUCCUGUGGGAAGCAGACUAUCUCGGAAGGAUUUGGAGGAAAUGAUUGAUCAUGCACUGGAGGAAGAUGAUACAGACGGAGAUGGCAAGAUUAGCUGGGAAGAGUAUUUAGCUAGCCAGUUGUAUCAUGACGCUGAAUAG